Molecule: messenger RNA, 2356 nt
Organism: Ilyonectria robusta
Lineage: Eukaryota; Fungi; Ascomycota; Sordariomycetes; Hypocreales; Nectriaceae
Exons: 2
Coding region: 182-2248 (688 amino acids)
Source: RefSeq, a predicted model, not a curated record
UGCAGGGAUAUGGUCGACAUAUUUGGGAAAUCCUUGGUGACGGAGAUCUUACAGGAAUGCCCAACGGAGCCUGUGCCAGGAUUGCGCAGUCCUGCUAACGGGCCCCUUGCUCCAACAGGCGCCACAUCGCAAGAGAACACACAGUCAGCAUCUCAACACAACGCUACAGAUACACCGCCCAAUGUUGAGUCUCAAGAUGCCAACAUGCAAGAACCCGACAGCACCGAAGACCAGACCACGCCCAUCAACUCGUCCAUGUCCAUCAAUCCCAAUGGGAUCUGUCGUAUCAGGUAAACAAAAACGUGCCCGAGUAGGGCAAACUGAGCCUGCAGAGACCAAAAGAACCAUCGAGUUCGAUGAGGUCUUCCAAGACGGGAACGCCGCUAUAAAGCAUACAAUAGUCCAGUUCCGUGACGAGUGGUACAUUCUUCUGUGCGAUGAGCACGGACUCAGUUUCAAACAUCAUCCCAUCAUGUCGGCUGCCAAGCAUCUCAACGGGAGGGCUCACGGUAAGCUGCCUAAAGACCACGAAAUGGCCAUCAAGCACCUUGGUGUUCGUGUUCUAAACUGCAGCGCAAAACUCGCAGAGGAGAACAAUAGGGUAUGUCUGGUGGCAUAUCGAACGGGAUACGACCCGUCAAAGUUGCGCACGCGAACCAGGAACAAAUCUGAAUCCAUUCACGUCUCGCCGCUUCUCGAACAAACAGAUCAACAUGUAGACGCGCCGUUGGGCAACAGGGGAAGCGCAUGUGUGAAUGGUAGGAGCAAGAGUGGCCGGAGACCGCGAAAAAAAUUUGAUGGAAUUGUUGAUCCAACCCCAGGCGGCAUUUAUCUCGGAUACUGGUCAAAGUCCAGGGAAUGGCAAGCUGUACUCGUCCUCCCUGGAGUUACCACCGAGCAACCCAUUGAUAUUGGCUUCUCAGGCACAAUCCAGGACCUAGGUCUCACAGAACAACUACCGACGUGUUACACUUAUGAUCCCCAGACGGGUAUUCUUGGUUGGCAAGAGGACUACAAAGAUGGGGGUCCUUUGGUUACAGAGCGACAAUUUCCCGUCAUGUACUUUGAUGGCUUGGAUUUUCCGAGUGAAAGCUCAGUUGGCUGGGUGGCAGCCAACGAUCUCCAGUCUGUUGAUACUCAAGAUUCCAGCUUCGAGCUAACUCCUCACUUCAAAUCAGUCCUGGAUUUUUUGGAGACCCAAAGAAGCAAACAAGCCGAGAAUUCAAAUCUCAAGAACAUGGAGCAAACGGAAUUGAGACUGGACCCGGCAGACAUCGACACUCUGGAUUCUACGGUCGCCACCGCACCAGCGGCUUUGCCGGCAGAACAAAGCCAAGAGGAACAGUCAAAUCCCCAACCUGGCCUCAGCCAAAAUAAUUCUCAAUCAGAUGACCAAGAGGCGCCACUGUCGUCCGAAGAAGGCCGCAUCAACAGCGUGGCGGGCAUACCAUCGAGCAGAGCUGACUUUCAUCACAACCCUAGUGCCGAUCCGAAGAUUCACCAUGAAAAUCAGAACCCCAACGUUGUGGCCAUAAUCAGCGAUUUCUCCAGCAAUGCAGCUUCGACAGCGGCCACAGGAACUCCUCCAGCUGGCGACCGGCCCGAACCCGUCAUCUCACCUUCGAUGUCUUUUUCUGUACAACCAGUCACGGCUCCAACCCCAGACAACCAAGGUGGACGUGACAGACCGCUCGGGAAUAGAAAAUUGCUCCAAAUGGCAGCUGAUGGCUGCAGACUGAAUGGGUGGUUGGACCGAGACGGCCCUUCAGCAGUGGAGGAAGUGGAUGGAACCCGAGCAGCCGCAAGCCGACAAAGUCGCAUUUCACCACUAGCAGACGGUCCAAUCCAUCCAAGUCAAGCCCAUUUUGCACCAGGCCCACUUCGAUUUCAAGCGAAGGACCAAGGGAAAGACACGGAGUCACCCCCAAUUGCAAUGCAGGCUACGGAGCGACCUAAGAUUGAUGAUCAGCGCCUCGAUCUAUUGAGACAGCCGCACAGUGCCGAGGGUCCGACAUCUUUUCACAAAGAGCACCCCCAUACAUCAAAUGUCGUAUCGAACGAUGAACGCGAUAUUCAAGCAGGACCACCACAAGGACCCGGGUCCUCCCCCCUUCACCGAUCAAGCUUCGUCCUCCCCGUUCCGCGGAAUCUCAACUUAGGCCUCACAGUACCAGCAAUGUAUCAACUACAACCACUCAAUCCCAUGCCGCCCAAUCAGACAACCCCACAGCCAUUUCCCCAGUCUUAGUUAACUGACAAUGCACACUCAGUUGGCUGCCAAGAACCUAUCUUGAGUCCCGACUAUCGACUAGCCACGCUUCUCCCCCUCUCAAUACCAAGCAUGUCGACAAGACUU